CUUACCCCUGCCGGCUCUUGCCGGCGCGACCGGCGGCCAUGCAGCCCCAGGGCUGAGGCGGCCCCAUGGCGAAGCCAGCGUCCCCGAGGUCCGGGCAACGACGGCGCAUGGAGAACUUCCGUAAGGUGCGCUCGGAGGAGGCGCCGGUGGGGGGUGGGGCCGAGGGGGGCGGCCCAGGCUCCAGCCCCUUCGCGGACCUGGCGCCUGGUGCUGUGCACAUGCGGGUCAAAGAGGGCAGCAAGAUCCGGAACCUGCUGGCUUUCGCCACUGCCAGCAUGGCGCAGCCAGCCACGCGCGCCAUCGUCUUCAGCGGCUGCGGUCGGGCCACCACCAAGACCGUCACGUGCGCUGAGAUCCUAAAGCGCCGCCUGGCGGGCCUGCAUCAGGUCACGCGGCUGCGCUACCGGAGCGUGCGCGAGGUGUGGCAGAGCCUCCCGCCUGGGCCCACACCCGGUCAGAAGCCUGGCGAGCCGGCUGCCAGUCUCAGUGUACUUAAGAAUGUGCCCAGCCUCGCCAUCCUACUUUCCAAGGAUGCACUGGAUCCGUGCCAACCCGGCUACCAGCCCCCGAGCUCCCAUCCUGGACCCUCGUCCCAGCCAGCUGCACCAACGUCCAAGAGGAGCCUAGGGGAACCUGCGGCUGGAGAAGGCUCUUCGAAGCGGUUACAGCCUGAGCCAAGCGCUGCGGAAGAGGACCAGACGGCCUGAGAGCUCGUGGGUCUGGGCCACGUAGAUGCGCUGGAUCUCACCCCCAGGGCCUCGACCUUGAGACGCAUCUCCGGCCUUUCACGCCUUGGUGCUCUGGACAUAGCUCCUCAGACGGUCAGCAUGGACCCCCAAGGCAACGAGAGGGACCCCAGGGAAGCUUCGUUCCACCACUUGUGUUGUCUGAAGACGCAGAACUCCACCUUCAGCUUUUCUGAGCCAUGCUGGAACCUUCUUCAGGGAGAGAGUGGUGGACCAUGGGACUCCUGAGCCUUGCUCAGGACCCCCAAGGGUUAAAGGCAUGCAGUAGUCAUGAGCACCCCCCCCCCGGGUGUAACCUAAGAGAGCUCUUGGAAUCACGUCCACCAUUGACUGGUUGAGGGCAAGGGGUGAGAAAAGGACUGCUUGAAGGCAAGGGAGUCUGAGUUGAUGGGGGUCUGUUCUGCCCCUCACCUGGGGAGACUGCUACCUUCCUAGUUUUCUUACCCUGCUAUCAAGGAGCAUCUUGAGACGAGGUGCAGGGCCACCUCUAUGGGCUCUAGCUCUUUUAACCACCCUCUUUCCCACUGGCCCAGAAGGAGAGACCCAGGACAAAACUCUUCGCCUUCUCCCCUGAGUCUCAGAGCUGGAGUCGUGCUUCUAAUAAAACAAACACAAAAAUG
Messenger RNA from Neogale vison (American mink), 1366 nucleotides. RefSeq names its product ribonuclease P and MRP subunit p25 (gene RPP25). Gene Ontology annotation, molecular function: RNA binding. The record is from RefSeq and is a predicted model, not a curated record. Bases 66 to 707 code for a protein of 213 amino acids. NCBI's taxonomy places the organism in Eukaryota, Metazoa, Chordata, Mammalia, Carnivora, Mustelidae. Gene Ontology annotation, cellular component: ribonuclease MRP complex. The transcript has a single exon. Gene Ontology annotation, biological process: tRNA 5'-leader removal.